AUGUAUUGUCAAAAGUGUCGCACAUCAUUGAAACUUGAUGGCUCUCUGGAGGAUCUGAAUCCCGCGGCAUUUGAUUUAUUAGUCGGCGCGACCUCUCAACACCAAGCCAAGAACAUUCCCCCUUCACGGCCAGCAUAUCCUCAAGAACGAAAGCAACUUUAUGAUCGUGUCUCGAAGUAUGCCGGUCCGCCAACCUUCAAGCGGACGGUGUCUGCGCCCCGCCGAUAUGACUCCAAUCUAUCAGAUACGAUGAGAAGCGGCAUGAACAAUCCAGCCAUGUCGUUUGUCAUGCUGACGGAAUCUCAAGUCGUACCUCCAUCAAUUAUUAAACUUCCCGAAGAUACAAAUACAAAUCAAUCACAACAAGAUGACAUAUCCGGUGGAGACGCACCAGAUGGUGAGGAUAAAGCAAUGUCGCAAGAUAUGGAACGGGUAUCGAGGCUGUUCGAGAUCCUUACGGCGCGAUCCGAUAUAGAUCAUCCUAUCUGUGUUGAGUGUACAGAAAUGCUUGUUGAUGGGUUACAAAAACGAUUAGAAGCUGCGACCCGAGAAAGAGAUGCAUACGUUGGCUUUUUGAAGCAGGUCAACGCCGAAGUACCAACAGAAGAGGAGGUGGUGGAAGCGAACGAUCUUCUUGCAAAGGUACGAGCAGAUGAGGCCGCGGCAAUAGAGGAAUUGAAGAAGAUCGAAGCUGAGACUGCUGUGGUAACUGAAGAAAAUGCUCAGUUGGAAGAAGAAGCUAGGGCUCUCGAUAUUGAGGAAGAGAAGUUCUGGAGUGAUCGAAAUGAGUUUGCGAUGAAGCUCUCAGAGUUUCAAAACAUACGGGAUAGCAUCAAUCUCCAAUAUGAUCACGAUUCACAAUUACUCGAGAAACUACAAAGAACGAAUGUCUAUAACGAUACAUUUUGUAUAAGCCACGACGGGAAAUUUGGCACAAUAAAUGGCCUGCGGCUGGGACGACUCUCAAGUGUUCCGGUGGACUGGCCGGAAAUAAACGCAGCAUGGGGCCACGCACUGCUCCUCCUGGCUACUGUUGCUGACCGACUCGGCUUCAAAUUCGAAGGAUAUGAACUUCAGCCCAUGGGCUCCACCUCUAGAAUAAUACGAUAUGAUUAUCCCUCGCCGUCUGCAAGUCGUUCGAGCUCCCAACGCGGUAACAUCACCCGACCCCCCAAGAAAUCUAUUCUCGAACUCCAUUCCUCUGGCGACAUGCCUCUCGGGCUCACAUUCAUGCAUCGCAAGUUCGAUAUAGCGAUGGAAGCGUUCCUCGAAUGUAUGCGCCAACUCGGUACUUUUGUUGAGCAAGAAUCUGCCAGGACCUCAGAGACCGGAAGAGGACUUAAGUUACCAUACAAAAUCGAAGGGGAGAAGAUAGGGGAGGUCAGUAUAAAACUGGGUAUAGCGCAAGAUGAUGCAUGGAGCAGAGCGUGCAAGUUCACACUCACAUGCUGUAAAUUUUUGUUGGCUCACGCAAGUAAUGUUAAUAAUGCGAGAAGGAGUAUAUAG
This is a messenger RNA of Sclerotinia borealis F-4128, 1506 nucleotides long. The record is from the annotation of a GenBank genome assembly. Lineage: Eukaryota; Fungi; Ascomycota; Leotiomycetes; Helotiales; Sclerotiniaceae.